UGUCUCAAGUUGUCUGUGAUCUGUACAGUCUGCUGUCUGAGUUUUUUAAACAGGCUCUUAAAUGAACAUUUUUUGUCCUGUUCAAUUUUAUACUCUGCAGAAAUGUUUACUACAAAAAGGCAGUUCGUGGCCGUAGCUUCCAUCAUUACCGUAAUUUGUUUAUGCUUUAUGGUGACAAUUGUUAAUCAGCGAAAUGAUUUUUCAAACACAAGUAUACUAAAAGAUAUCUCGAUAGCUUUGGAGUCACAAAAAGAAUCUGAUCACAAGGAACAUGACUCGAAUCCACCCAUCAAAGACAGAAAGGAUAUCCUGGAUUUCAUUCACAAACAAUGUAAAAAGUACCACAAGGUCACAGUUGGCCCAGGUGAGGCAGAGAGGCCAAGAAAAAUGGUGCUUCCUAAGAAUUGGAGAAAGCAUAGAAUGGUGUACGCAGGGAAUCCUAAGGCUGGGUCAUCCUCCUUCAAGAGAUGGAUUCAUGUGAUCCAAGGAGACACCAGGCCUUAUGAUCAGAUCAAACAUGUUCACCAAAUGGGAAGUUACGGGAAGGUGGACGAACUCUUUGAAGUGGCGGAGAAAAAGCUGGGACGUCCUCCGACGCUGAAGGAAGCCACGGAGGAUUUUUUUAAAGUAACUGUAGUAAGGAAUCCAGUAACAAAACUACUGUCGGGAUAUAGAGACAAAGUUGAAAGGGUAUCAGCAACUGGUAUCAGGCCCGCAAUGUUCAAGUUCAAUCCAGAUCUCAACGUAAACAGCACAAAAGCUGAAAAGUAUAAGGCCUUUGUACAAGCCGUAACCGCUGGAAAGUUAAGAAAUCAUCACUUCACACCUCAAUGGCACAAGAUGAAGAUCUGUGACUUUCCUUACGACGCGAUACUACAAACGGAGACAGCCAACGAGCAGAUAAAAGUGGUACAGGAACAUACUAAUACCUCACAGUAUAUCUUUCCUGGCUCUAGAGCGGAGACGGGUAGAGAUGAGGGCAUUUCUACCUUGCAAAGGACCAGAGGAUAUUACAGCUUGUUCGAACCAGAGCUUAUGGAUAAACUUUACAACUACUUUUUAUGGGACUUCGUUCUGAUGGGAUACUCUAAACUUGAUAAUCCCAACUUUCCUCAUCUGGACUUUGAUCAGGAUAUAAAAAAAGAGUUUGGACAUUUGUUGAAAAAUCAUAUUGAUAUGGUGACCGCUAAUCCUGGAACAGACGGAACAAAUAAACCAACAGCUAAACCAUGAUGAAAAGCGAAUUUUACAUUUUGAACAAAGUUUGAAGUUUGAACUUUAACUAUAUCAGCUAUCUUAUUUUAAAGUGGAAAUGCAUUUUAUUUAUAGUAUUUAUUUAUCGCAACGGAAUGUUACUAUUGUUGCCUUUUACUACUGUAUUAACAUUAAGGCGAUUGUCGUGGGAAACAUUGUUUAUUCAUAGCAUCAGCAAUCAGAAUAUUAUUAUCUUUG
This is a messenger RNA of Bolinopsis microptera, 1452 nucleotides long. RefSeq names its product carbohydrate sulfotransferase 9-like. The coding region runs from base 103 to 1233 and encodes 376 amino acids. Gene Ontology annotation, molecular function: sulfotransferase activity. The transcript has 7 exons. Gene Ontology annotation, cellular component: membrane. The record is from RefSeq and is a predicted model, not a curated record. Gene Ontology annotation, biological process: carbohydrate biosynthetic process. NCBI's taxonomy places the organism in Eukaryota, Metazoa, Ctenophora, Tentaculata, Lobata, Bolinopsidae.